Molecule: messenger RNA, 1623 nt
Organism: Brettanomyces bruxellensis
Lineage: Eukaryota; Fungi; Ascomycota; Pichiomycetes; Pichiales; Pichiaceae
Exons: 1
Coding region: 1-1623 (540 amino acids)
Molecular function (GO): N,N-dimethylaniline monooxygenase activity; flavin adenine dinucleotide binding; NADP binding
Source: RefSeq, a predicted model, not a curated record
AUGUCCACCACAAAAAGAUUUGAUAUUAAGAAGGUUGCCAUAAUUGGUGGGGGUCCUGGAGGACUUUCAACAUUGAACGAACUUUUACACACUAGUAAAGAUGGAACAUCAACGAUCACCAAGGCGACAGUGAACAACCCACUUCCAGAAAAUCCUGCAUUUGAGCAGAUCACUGUUUUUGAACAGAAUGAUCAUUUUGGAGGUGUGUGGAACUUCACGAAGAAAACAGAUCCUCCAUUUCCUGAAGGGUUGAAACAGUAUUUUGAUCCUGCCGGAAUUAGGACCAAAUUAAAGACCCCUUCCUCUAAUGAUUUGUUACGUACAGAUAAGCAGCACCCAAUAGUUCAGGAUAUUUCAGAAAAUAAGGAUGUGAUUCGAUACUUUUGGAGACACAGUGGUCUUUACGAGAAACUUUUUACAAACAUUCCAAAUCACUUGAUGAGAUUCUCAUCGGGUUAUGACGUGGAAGUUCCAAAUCCAGACCCCAGAUCGAAGAAGUAUGCACCAUUUGUUAUUCACAGUGAUGUUGAAGCGUACCUCGAGGAAUUUGUUAAAGAGGCCAAGCUAGAGAAAUACAUUCGUUACAACACAGUGGUCGAUAAAGUCUUCAAGAAAGAUGGAAAAUGGCAGAUUGUAUUAUUACAAAUAAAUGAGAAGAACAAAACUAUAGGUUGGUAUUUAGAACAGUUUGACGCUGUGGUUGUUGCCACUGGCAGAUUUAACAUUCCAUUCUUCCCAAAAAUUGAAGGACUUCAGGAUUUUGUGAAUUCCAAUCCUGGUGUUGUUAUUCAUGCAAAAGCUUUUAGAAAUGAACAGGAUAGAGGAACUGAGAAGGUUUUGCUCGUCGGUACAAGUGUUAGUGCUGUGGACCUUCUUCAGUACUUGAUUCCCAAGUAUCAAGAAGUUCAUUUAUCCGGUAAUGUCUCUAAAGUCACAAAUGUAAAAGAAACCAAGCUCGAGAAAGAUGCUAAUUGGACCGAUCAGCUUAUAGCAAACCCAAAUCUUAAGGUGCAUAGGCAUCCAAGAAUCAAGAGCUUUGAAGGUGACAAAGUUACGUUUGAAGACGGAACAUCUGAACAAGGCUUUGAAAGAAUUAUAUUUGCUACUGGAUAUCACAUAUACUAUCCAUUUUUGGAUAUACCAGAAAAUGAUGGCAAGGACUACGUUUCCGUUUCAUCUGGUCUCGAUGGAGUUAAAAAUUAUGCAAGAACUAAGAUUGAUAAUCUUUAUCUCUAUACAUUUUCGUACGGAGACCCGACCUUGGCCCAUAUAGGAAUUGCACAUAAUCCUCUUUUUUUCUUGGCUUGCGAAGCAAAUGCUAUUGCCAUAGCCGGUGUUUGGUCUAACAAGCAUAAACUACCACCAAAGGAAGAACAAAGAAAAUGGAUUGAUGGUAGAUUUGUUGGAAAGAAGUCGGGUUUCCAGGUUUUCAAUGAGCAAAACAUACAAUAUUUCAUUUCUGAAUUAUACAAGUUUUCCGCUGAUGGCCGCUACAAUUUCAUUCCGUUAGUUAAGGGUCUUGAUAUUAGUGAUGCUAAAGACAAGUUAAAGAAACUAUUUGCCAGAUUUGUCGAGGGAGGACUAGAGGAAACAAGUACUCCUGAUCCGCAAACAACUGAAUGA